AUCGGAGUGAGUGAGUGAGUCCAGCUCCUCCUCUUCAUGCCGUCGUCGAUUCCGGUGCUCUCCCCAACGGAGUCAUCUAAAUUUAGAAUCCCACUCACUCAUCACUCGUUGUGACUGCCAUCGAGAUGCACUCUUCGUCGUCUGACCCCGCGGAGAGUGGUGCUGGUUCUCUCGCUCCUAGGUGCCCUCCCAGUUAUGGAACCUCUCCUCCUCCUCGCUUCCCUUCCGCAAUCGUCACUCCGCUCAGUGGCACACUUGCUGCAAACGCAACGUCUGCUUCAUCGUUUGCUUUGCAAUUGAGUUUGCGGUCCGGAAUAGAGCGGUCGCCUUGGAUCGGGUCAAUGGCAUCCCCGAAACCGGCAUUUGGGUGUUGUUUGUCAUCCCCUAGUGCGCCUCACCAAAACGGUUGCGGACUGGUGGAAGAAGAGUUCGAGAAAGCCAUUAGAGGAAGGAAGGUGAAGGCAAUGAAUGCUGCUGACUUGGCAACUUUUUUGAUAAACACGCAAUGCGAGAAAAGCAUGACUGAAGAUCGAGCGACAACCUUGAUGACAGAUUUCAAUAGAGUAGUGAUGAAGUCGGAUAGCUCGCGCCACUUCAGGAUUCCAGGAUUCAGUGGGAGUUCGAGACUUUCCCGCAGCUCGAGACACGCUACCCCAGCGCCUGAGCAACCUCCUACAUUCGAUUUCCCUACCUUUCUCAGGUUUCUUUGGCAUCCUGAUUUUAAUGGACCUCAAGCAGCAAAAUCUAGCACACCAACGGAUGAUAUGAAUAGGCCACUGUCAGAUUAUUACAUCUCUGCGAGCCACAAUACGUAUUUGAGUGGCAAUCAGUUAUGGGGACGGUGCAGCACCACUCCUAUUAUAAAAGCUCUAGAGGAAGGAUGUCGUGUAAUCGAGCUUGAUUGCUGGAAUGGCACUGGUUUGAAUAUUGAUGUUCUUCAUGGCGGGACUUUGACAAAGCCAGUGUCAUUUCAAGAAUGCGUGACGGCAAUAAAGAACCAUGCAUUUCAGUAUUCUGACUACCCCGUCAUUGUUACAAUUGAAAAUCACUUGGAUCAUGAGCACCAAAAGGAAGCUGCAAAGGUGCUGCAUGAGAUACUUGGCCAGAGGAUGAUGUUUGUUCCUCCUCCCACUGAACGACCACCCAAAUUGUUCCGACAUCCUGAACAGCUGAAGAAUAAAAUCAUCAUCUCUGACAAACCUCCGGGUCUCCCACUUCUAACGCAGAUAGUGGAAGACCGUGAAUUUGCAGAGGAAAUUAUAAAGAAAGAAAUUAUUGGGAGCGACAGCGAAGACGGCGAAGACGGCGAAGACGAAAAUGAGCACUCACGGAAAUGUAUGAAAAAAGUUCUUACACGUCAAGACCAAAUAUCUAGAAGCAGGACGCUGCAACCGACCUCAUCUCAAGAUACUGACGAUUCCAGUUCUGAGUUCGAUCCGGAAUUCGACAAGUUACUGUAUAUACAUUGUCAGAAGCCUAAUGAGAUGGAGAAUGAUCAUGUGAAGGGCGGCCCAUUGAAAAUAGGCAAAGUUGCAAUUAUGGCCAACUUGAGUGAACCUCAGCUCAACGCUCAAGUUAAAGAUCACCCGGAUUCUUUGAUAGAGUUCUCAAAGCGCAAUUUGGGUAGAGUGUAUCCAUUUGGGCUGCGGAUUGAUUCGUCAAAUGGAGAUCCUAUGUAUGCUUGGGAACAUGGUGUUCAAAUUGCAGCUAUCAAUUGGCAAGGAUGCGAUUGGCCUGUAUGGAUAUCCAAAGCACUCUUUAGUAAGAAUGGUGGUUGCGGCUAUGUCAAGAAGCCUGCUGUUCUUUUACCUGAAUCUAAACAUGACCAUCGAAGUCUGAAGGACAUUAAACCAAAACUUGAACUUAAGGUGAAAUUUCUGUUGGGGUAUGUGUGGCAAAAGAAGUACGCUUCCAGAAGGCGAGGCUAUUUUGUCAGGGUUACGAUACACGGCAUGCAUGGAGAUAAACAAAAGAAGAGAACACGGGUCAUUAAACAGUCUCCGAACCCUAGCUGGGAAGAUCAGGAGUUGGAAUUUCAAAUAAGAGUACCGGAGCUGGCAGUACUCAGAGUAGAACUGAAGAGACGUGACAGAAUGAUCCGGAAUGGUUGGGUUGGUCAAUGCUGUGUACCGGUCACCGAGCUCCUACAGGGGAUCCGUACUAUGAGAUUGGCGGCUAGAAAUGGGGACCACCGGAGAUCGAAGCUUUUGUGCUAUUUUGAGAAGAAGCUCUUGUGAACAAUUGUACAUUGAAAACAUAGAAGAGUUCAACUUCUCUCAACAUUGAUUAGUUAGACUUAUACUAGUUAGAAUAGCUCCUCGAAGUAGAACAAAAGCCCCGUAUCAUUACUUUACUCAUUGAAUAAUUUGUAAGGCUAUCAGAGGCAAUCUUUCUACAAUAUCACUCACUAUAGCUGCAUACAAUAAACACGCGUGCAACAACCGCAGAGUAUAACAAGGCCAACAGUAAUCCGUACUCGCACGUUUGUUUCGACUAUGCAGAGCCUAUUUUUCGAACAAUUUUCAAAAACAUUACCAAUAAAAAUAGAACGUGUUGUAACAA
Physcomitrium patens is the source of this 2562-nucleotide messenger RNA. Its product is annotated as phosphoinositide phospholipase C 6. The record is from RefSeq and is a predicted model, not a curated record. NCBI's taxonomy places the organism in Eukaryota, Viridiplantae, Streptophyta, Bryopsida, Funariales, Funariaceae. Gene Ontology annotation, biological process: phosphatidylinositol-mediated signaling; lipid metabolic process; release of sequestered calcium ion into cytosol. Gene Ontology annotation, molecular function: phosphatidylinositol-4,5-bisphosphate phospholipase C activity.